GCAGAACUACCGCCCCAGCAGCUCCCGGGCGGCGCCACGUCCGCUCCGCUGGGUGAGGCCGGGGUCCGGCAGGGCCGGCGGGUCUGCAGGGCCGGGGGCUCGUCGCCGCAGUUCUACCCCUCACAACGCAGACAUGGCGGCCCAGAAAGACCAGCAGAAGGAUGCCGAGGCUGAAGGGCUGAGUGCCACGACGCUGCUGCCGAAGCUGAUUCCAGCCGGCGCAGGCCGCGAGUGGCUGGAGCGGCGCCGCGCGACCAUCCGGCCCUGGGGCACCUUCGUGGACCAGCAGCGCUUCUCGCGGCCCCGCAACCUGGGUGAGCUGUGCCAGCGCCUCGUACGCAACGUGGAGUACUACCAGAGCAACUACGUGUUCGUGUUCCUGGGCCUCAUCCUGUACUGCGUGGUGACGUCCCCCAUGUUGCUGGUGGCUCUGGCCGUCUUCUUUGGCGCCUGUUACAUUCUCUAUCUUCGCACGUUGCAGUCCAGGCUUGUGCUUUUUGCAUCCUCUGCCGGUACCCACAUUGGACACCAGGUGGCGACCUUCCACGGGUCUACAUCUGGCCCCGUCCCUUUUCCUGCUUCCUGGGAUGGGACCAGAAAGGUCUGGGGACUUCUUAGAGAGGGAAGCUGAGGACUGUCGCUCAUGCGUUUCCAGACUGGUAGCAAACACCCCUGGGAAGUCAAGAUGCCAGGGGAAAUAUCCCCCAGGGGAAAGUCAAGGUUUGGAGUGGGGUCAGGGAGUUGGGAGUCAGACAUUCAGGUAGACCCUCAGGCAGGGUUCUUCGGGGUCCUGCAAGGUGUGUCCGCACAAAGUUGGGCUGGGGUGGAGGGGUGUGGAGAGAGCGCCUAAGCACAGCCACUGCUUGGCUUCAGCUGACUGCUGUCACCUCAGCAGCAGAUCCGAGCUUCCAGCCUUCUGUGAGAAGCCAGAAGUCUAUAUGUUUAUGUGAAAUCAUUCAGUUUGUCAGCCUCCAAUCAAAUUCUUGUGAAACAUCUCACAAAACACAUCCACAGGUCAGACUUGGCCCUUGGGCCACCAGUGUGAGACUCCUGGUCCACGAGAGUGCUGCCGCAGGAGAACCCUCGUCUGGGGCAGUGGGAGGCUGGGAGCUUCUGGGGCAGAGGGCAGACGGCGGGGGCUGAGGAGGGUGAGGAAGGUGUGCUGUGUUCUGGGUGGCACCAGGGACAUCAGGGGCCAGGACUUGGAGGGCCUUGGUAGGAGGAGUUUGGAUUAGAUUGUGAGGCUCCCAGAGCUUGUGACACAGAUUGUUGGGGGGCUGCAGGGGUUACUUUGGGAGAGGGCACAGAGAGCUGGAACAGCUGCCCCAAUGCCAUCUGU
Messenger RNA from Lemur catta (Ring-tailed lemur), 1339 nucleotides. It is a transcript of the gene RABAC1, whose product is annotated as Rab acceptor 1. The transcript has 4 exons. Gene Ontology annotation, cellular component: Golgi apparatus. The coding region runs from base 134 to 631 and encodes 165 amino acids. The record is from RefSeq and is a predicted model, not a curated record. Lineage: Eukaryota; Metazoa; Chordata; Mammalia; Primates; Lemuridae.